UCUUCAGAAAUCUCUUGUUUCAUUUUUUUCCCCCUUCCUUUUCUUUUUCAGGCAACCAAUAAAGAUGCAACUAAGAUCAGCACGGUGCGCGUCCAGGGCAAUGACAUUUCGCACCGGCUGCGGCUGUCGGGGGUCCGGCGGCAGGACGAGGGCAUCUACGAGUGCCGGGUGUCGGACUACGGCGACGAAGACACGCAGGAGCAUAAAGCCCAGGCGGCGUUGCGGGUCCUGCCGCGUUUCUCGCCUCCCGACGUGCAGGCGGCCGAAGCCGUCUCGCACAUCCAGAGCAGCGGCCCGCGGAGAAGCAGCCCGCCCGGGCGAGCCACGGCCGAGCCCGGUUUGGGAGACAAGCGCCUCCUACCGGCGCAGGGUGAAACUGCCGCUGCGGCCGCCGCUUCCUCCUCCCUCUCUUCCUCCUCUUCCUCCUCCUCUUCUUCUUCUUCUUCAUCCUCGGCGUCUUCAGCGUCCGCCGCCUCUUCCUCUUCCUCUUCUUCCAGCCCCGCCACCGUAGCGGCGCGGCGGCGGCGGCGGCAGCCUCGUCGGCCUCUCCUCGGCCAGCCUCCGCGAUCGUCCUCCCGCAGCAGCGAGGAUCAGGUACAGAACCUAUUUAUGCUACUCACUCAUUCUUCUGUACGCUCCUCUUCAUGCUGCAUAAGCUUGUACACUUGUUAUUAAACCACUGAUGGACUCCUUUAUCCAAUAAUCCUCAGCCAAAUGGAUGAGACCAUGAUUAGAACAAAAUGAAGAAGGCAACAACCCUCAACAAGAACUACAAUCUUAAAAGAUGGACAGAGAAAGACUGGGAAGGAAGCAUGACACAUCCUACAGGGGAAGGGUAAAGCAUAUUUUUGGGGACAUUACAUGAAAGGCUUGUCACCUGACAUGAUAAAUUUAGUUUUAAGAUCCUGUGGCAUCAAUGCCCUAUUUCACACAAGGUAGCUAUAAUUUUCUCUUUUUCUUUUGCAAUUGUUUUCUUUUUUUAAAAAAAAAAUCUUUCCUCUGGUAAUUAAUUUUGCACGAACUGUUGAACAGAAAGGUUUCUGAAGAAAGGUUCUUUUUUUAAUAGAUACUUGUGGUUAGGAUUAUUAUUAUUAUUAUUAUUAUUAUCAUUGCCUCCCUCUCCACUCUCCUCUUUUUAAAUUAUUUCUUUUUGAAAACAUUGAUUUUAAAAAAAAGGCACAUCUUACCGUGAUGGAUAUUCACUGUCAAUAAUAUUUAUUUUUAAAUAGAAAAAAAAAAUAAAAGAUUGGAAACAAGGUAAGACAUUUGUUUAUAAACUGUAUUGUAUAUUGCUGAAUAACAGUUGAAUAAUAAAAAAUGGAGAUUUUG
This is a messenger RNA of Pantherophis guttatus, 1329 nucleotides long. The record is from RefSeq and is a predicted model, not a curated record. NCBI's taxonomy places the organism in Eukaryota, Metazoa, Chordata, Lepidosauria, Squamata, Colubridae.